Messenger RNA from Osmia bicornis bicornis, 780 nucleotides. RefSeq lists its product as uncharacterized. The record is from RefSeq and is a predicted model, not a curated record. The transcript has a single exon. Lineage: Eukaryota; Metazoa; Arthropoda; Insecta; Hymenoptera; Megachilidae. Bases 1 to 780 code for a protein of 259 amino acids.
AUGCCUAACAACUCCGCGAGUUCGAGUCACGCGCAAACCGCCACCCGCGGAUCGAAUAUCGGUACCUUGCGGCGUAGACGGGGUCACAUCCUCGGGCAGAUUUCCUCUUUGAAGACCUUCCUCGAUUAUUAUGAGGAGUCUGAUUCACGCGAUUCGUUCUUAUUGGAAACCCAUUUGAACGGCUUAAAUGAGACCUGGAAGAAAUUCGACGACCUUCAAUUUGCCCUCGAAGAGCUCGACGAAUCAGAAGAACCGCGUCGAUAUCAAAUUCAAAACGACUACUACACCGCAAUAGCCAGGGCAAAUCGUCUGUUGCAUAAUGGACAACCAACAGGUUCCACGACACGCGCCGCUAAUCCGUCCCCGGCAUCCACCGCAUCGGCACCGAUGGCCAUUAAACUACCUGAGAUGCGCCUGCCGACUUUCGACGGGACAAUAGAAGAAUGGUCAUCCUUUCAUGAUAUCUUCACUUCAAUGAUCGAUCGUAACGAAGAUUUAACACCGGUACAGAAGUUUCAGUAUUUACGUUCUACCUUAACCGGUAAGGCCGCGGCGUGCAUCAAGGCGUUAAGCACCACCGACGCGAAUUAUCACGAUGCAAUCGAACUAUUACGCGAAAAAUACGACUGUCCACGUCGCGUCAUAUUAGGCCAUUGCGACGCGCUGCGGGAUAUCCCAAAACUCAUAAGGGAUACACCGGAAGCCUUGGGCGAUUUAGUAGAUAACGUGAACCAGCAUCUACGCGCAUUGACGAGUCUGGGCGAAAAUGUAAUCUCAUGA